AAUUGUCAUUCUUUCAAGAAACUAUGCAUCUUCUACAUGGUGUUUGGAUGAACCUGUAAAGAUCAUUAGGUGCAUGAAAGAAAUGAAGAUGAUGGUUCUACCAAUUUUUUAUGAUGUGGAUCCAUCUACUAUACGAAAACAAAUGGGUACUUUUGCCCAAGCCUUUGCUAAACAUGAAGAAAAUUUCAAGGACUGCAUAGACAAGGUGCAAGCAUGGAGAACUGCUUUAAGAGAAGUAGCCAAUCUCAAAGGAUGGCAUGUACAAGAUAGGCCUGAGUCACAAAUUAUCCAGAGCAUUGUGGGAAAAUUGUGGCAUAAAUUAAGUUAUGCAUUCUCAGAAUGUACCGAAAACCUAGUAGGAAUAAUUUCUCGAGUGGAGAAAUUGGAGUCAUGUUUGGAUUUAGGGUCAAACAAUAUUCGCAUGGUGGGUAUUUGGGGGAUGGGAGGAAUAGGUAAAACAACUCUUGCUAGAGUUGUUUUUCGUAAGAUUUCAAAUAAGUUUGAAGGUUGUUGUUUUCUUGCUAAUGUUAGGGAAGUUUGUGAAAAAGAUGGUUUAGUUCGAUUACAACAACAACUCAUCCUUCAAAUUUUGAAUGAAAAUAUGGGUGUAGAAGAUGUUAAUGAAGGAGUUUUUGUGAUCAAGAACAAGUUACGUCAUAAAAAAAUUCUUCUCGUUCUUGAUGAUGUAGAUCAAUUAGACCAAUUAAACAAGUUAGCAGGGGAUCAUAUAUGGUUUGGUUUAGGUAGUAGAGUUAUCAUAACAACAAGAGAUAAGCAUUUGCUACAGACCCUUGGAGUAGAUGAAAUAUAUGAGGCUAAUGGAUUGACUCAUGAUGAAUCUCUUCAUCUUUUGAGUUUGAAAGCAUUUAAAAAAGAUCAUCCACCCAAAGAAUAUCUAGAGUUGUCCAGAGGUUUUGUAUAUUAUGCUAAUGACCUUCCUUUAGCUAUUGAGAUUUUGGGUUCUUUUUUGUUUGGUAGAGGUAUCGAUCAAUGGAAAAGUACAUUAAAUAGACUAAAACAGUUUCCUGAAAAAGAUAUUCUCAAAGUACUUAGAAUAAGUUUUGAAGGACUACAUGAAACAGAGAAGGAAAUAUUCCUAAAUAUUGCUUGUUUCUUUAAUCAUAAGGAGAAAAAAGAUGUAGUAGAAAUACUAAAUUAUCUUGACCUUUUUCCAGAUAUUGGAUUAGGGAUUCUUUUUGACAAAUCUCUUGUUAAAUUUGAUGGUUUUACCUUGUGGAUGCAUGAUUUGCUUCAAGAAAUGGGCAAGAACAUAGUUUAUGAAGAGUGUCCUAAAGAGCCGGGAAAACGUGGCAAACUGUGGCUGUUUAAGGACAUUAAUGAUAUACUAACAGAAAAUACGGGAACAAAAGCAAUUCAAGGCAUAGUCUUAAAGUUGCAUAAACAAAAAGAAGCAUAUUGGAAUCCUGAAUCCUUUUCAAAGGUUCAUGAUCUUAAAUUGCUCAUAAUUGAUAACGUUCACCUUUUGCAUGAGCCCAAAUAUCUUCCUAAUGCCUUGAGAUUUCUUGACUGGAGUGAAUUCCCUUCAAAAUAUUUUCCACCAAGUUUCCAACAAAAGUCUUUUGAUAGUUUGAAGUUCAUCAAAUUGAAGAAAUCACUAAAAUUGAUUGAAACUCCUGACUUCAACGAAAUCCCAAAUCUUGAGAAAUUGGAUCUUGAGGGUUGUAUAAAUUUACGUUCCUUGCACCCAUCAAUUGGAGUUCAUCAAAAACUCACUUUUCUUAACCUAGGAGGUUGCAAAAACCUCAGAAGUCUUCCAAGUAAGUUUGAAAUGGAGUCUCUUGAGAUCUUUAUUCUUUCUGGUUGCUCAAAUUUAAAAAGAAUUCCGGAGUUUGGAGAAAAUAUGGAAAGUGUAUCAAGGCUUUACUUAGAUGGCAUUGCUAUUACAAAAUUACCCACAUCAAUUGGGAAUUUGACUGGCCUUGCUUCAUUGAAUCUAAAAGAUUGCAAAAACCUCAAAAGUCUUCCAAGCAAGUUUGAAAUGGAGUUUCUUGAGAUCCUUAUUCUUUCUGGUUGUCCAAAUUUAAAAAGAAUUCCAGAGUUUGGAGAAAAUAUGAAAAAUGUAUCAAAGCUUUACUUGGAUGGAACUGCUAUUACAAAAUUACCAACAUCAAUUGAAAAUUUGACUGGGCUUGUUUCAUUGAAUGUAAAAGAUUGCAAAAAUCUCAUGUCUCUUCCUAGUACCUUUUUUAAUAUGAAAUGGCUCAAAGAUCUCAAUCUUUCCGGAUGCUCAAAACUACCGGAAAACUUGGUGAUUGAAAAAAUGGUAGAAGAGGUUGAUGUGAGUGGAACUGCCACAGGUCUUAUGGCUUAUUCCAAUACUAUUUUUCGAAGUCUUAAAACACUAGCUUUGGGUGGAUUUAAGCGGAGAAGUCCCAAUCACAUGGGCUUGUUACCGACUUCUUUAUGGGGCUUGUGUUCUUUGACCCAUCUGAAUCUAAGUUAUUGCAAUCUCAAUGCAAUCCCCAAUGAUAUUUGUCGCUUAUUCUCUUUAGAAUAUUUAUAUCUAAGCGGCAAUAAUUUUAGUUGCCUUCCGGAAAACAUCUCUCAACUAUCUAGGUUGUUUGAGUUGGAGGUGAACAAUUGUACGAGUCUUCUAUCAUUGCCAAAGCUUCCAUUAAAUAUUUAUUAUAUUUGGGGAAAGGGUUGUACCUCACUAGAAACGCUACCAAAUCAAUCACCACCAAAUUCUCCAUUUGGGCGUUUCCUCUACCUUACAAAUUGCAAUAAAUUGGCUGAGAAUCAAGGCUUCAUUGACAAUGGAUUGCAGUUUUUUGCAGCGAUAAUAAGUUCCCUUCGGUGCCCUCGCUCUGAUACCCGUUCUUACAGAUAUAACAGUGUUAUCCCUGGAAGUGAAAUUCCAAAGUGGUUUACGCAUCAAAGUAUUGGGGAUGAGGUUAGUAUUCAAGAACCUAAUUCUCUUUUGUGUAAUGAGUGGAUCGGGAUUGCUGUUUGCGCUGUAUUUUGUUGUCAUCCACAUCACCAAAUCCUCAAAGAAGGUUCACUUACCUGUUGGUUGAUAGUCAACGGAAAAAAAAUGCAUAGUGCACCAGGCACGCUCGACUUUGUUCUUUUAUCGGAUCACACUUGGCUACAUUAUUUUCUUCCUCAAUUUUACGAUGAGGAAGGAAUGAAGAAAUCAUUGUGUGAAUGCGAUGCAAAUGGAUUCAGUCAGAUUGGAAUUAAAAUUGAAUCUUCGAAGGUCCCAUUAAUGGUAAAGAAGUGCGGGUUGCGAAUGGUAUACAAGAAAGACAUUGAAGAUCUUAAUUCCGACAAUUCGACGGCAGCGGCAGCAGAAGGUUACAAAGCCAAGCGAACUCGUGAUGACUAUGAUGGGGCUGGAAGCUCUAAUUAUGAACCUCACCCAAAAAGGAUUGAAAGAGUCACAAAAUUUAUGGGUGAGGGUAACUCUAACUGUGAGGAAUCAAGUGAGAACAAGGAAUGUGCUGAAGAGCUAGGUGAUUGAAGGUUAAUCAACUUUUUUCUCUCCUUACUUGAUUCAGGCAUGGAUGAAGAGCUGGAGGAAGG
Molecule: messenger RNA, 3546 nt
Organism: Quercus lobata
Lineage: Eukaryota; Viridiplantae; Streptophyta; Magnoliopsida; Fagales; Fagaceae
Product: TMV resistance protein N-like
Exons: 5
Coding region: 74-3484 (1136 amino acids)
Biological process (GO): signal transduction; defense response
Molecular function (GO): protein binding; ADP binding
Source: RefSeq, a predicted model, not a curated record